AUGGCGUACGUAUCAGAAGAACAAGAGUGUCUCGGUCCAAGGUAUUUCGACAGUGGGAGUUCAAGUCAGAUAGUAGGUACAGUGAGCAAUCUACAAAACGUCAAAAAGGCUAAAGGUGCAAAUAUAACUUCUAGAGACAAAGGUGAUGGAAUGCCUCAGCUCAAGGAAGGAGUCAAGAAUAUAUGUGAACCGGGUUACAAGGAACAUCAUGUCAAGGCUCACCACAUGAAAGUACUUGACGUUCAAUCACAGUCAGACCUCAAGGGCACAAAGAAUGACGUUGGUUCAGAGGAAAAAUCUGGUUCAGAGGAGCAGUUUGGUUCAGAUUAA
Arabis nemorensis is the source of this 330-nucleotide messenger RNA. Lineage: Eukaryota; Viridiplantae; Streptophyta; Magnoliopsida; Brassicales; Brassicaceae. The record is from the annotation of a GenBank genome assembly.